UCGAAACACAGCCGGUGUGUGCUACGGAUGGGAAUGUAUCCCAGCAUGCUUGACAGUCAGCGACAUGAACAGGGAAGGAUGAUGAAGCUAAGAUGGCAGCGCUGCUAGGGUUGCUGUCUUUACAGGGUCGAGAAAAACAGCAGGAACACCCGCGAAGCACGGACGCCAGCUCGCGCUUUUGACUGGUUUCACUUCAGGCAGUCGGGUCGCCUGCAGUCGAGGAAAUAACGGUCGGUGUUUGACCCGGGCGAAGGAACGGACGCGUAUUUCGCAGUUGCAGCAGAGCGGCUCACCGUAAACGUCGUUUUAAUUGGAGGUGCACGGAUGUAAUUCGCCGGGUGUUUUUGCGGAGCGGAUUUAUGGGGUGUGCUUGGGACUUUUGAGUUAGCUCUGUUGACUGACAUUGUAAUCUAAUAUAUGCGUUGUUCCCCUAAACGAUGAUGUGUGCUGCUGCGGCAGCGGGUGCCGGUGGCAGCGGGAUCCCGUCCUCCUCGUCCCACUCCAUGGGGCUGGGAGUCAGGGUCAUUCCCGGAGCUGGAAGCGAUUUCGCAUCGAUCGGAUCAGGCAUGGGCUCCUGUCCCGUUGUGGGGGCCCGCUCGGAUUGUCGGAGCCGCUACCAGCUGCUUCUCUCAGGGCGAGCACUGGCGGAGCGGUACCGGAGGAUUUACACCACCGCGAUCAACGACAAAGAGCAGGGGCUCAACCUCGGCAGGGGAAAGAAAGCUUUGAGCAAGAAAAAGCUAAAAAGGCGGCAAAAAGUCAAAUCAAAAGUGAAAACAAGAUCAAAGACAGACACUCUGGAUGGGGCCUUUCCAGUGCCUGACAUCAAACUCCACAGCAACCCCUCUGCAUUCAACGUCUACUGUAAUGUACGGCACUGCGUCCUGGACUGGCAGCAGAAGGAGGCCGCGUUGGCCCUGGCCUCCCGCAACUCUGUGCAGAGCGGCGACUCGGACAGUGAGGAGGAAGAGGAGUACCGCGAACCCGCCGUCAAACUCCCCAAGAUCAUUGGUAUUGGGCUAUGUGGAGUGUUUGAGCUCAUCAAAGAGACUCGUUUCUCGCACCCGUCACUGUGCUUACGGAGCCUUCAGGCACUUCUAGAUAUGCUCCAGGGGCAGCAGCCGGAGAGCUUUCAGACCGAACCUCCAGAUGUUCUGGAGUCUCUCUUUCAUCUUCUGCUGGAGACAACGGUGCGGAGCACAGGGAUGAACGACCCCACCGGUCAGACCCUCACAGCACUAUCCUGUGCCUGCCUCUUCAGCCUGGUGGUGGCCUGGGGAGACACUGGCAAAAUCCUCCAGGCUGUGUCUGCCAUCCUCACCAACAAUGGCAGUCAUGCAUGUCAGACCAUCCAGGUUCCAACAAUCCUGAACGCGCUUCAGAGGAGUGUGCAGGCUGUGCUGGUGGGAAAGAUCCAGAUCCAGGACUGGAUUGGGAACGGCAUCAAACGAGCUGCACUGAUGAACAAAUGGGUCCUGAAGGAGGUGAACAUUGAUGAAGAUGAACGCUGUCUUCUUCAGACUGAUGGUUCCUUCCUGUACCUGCUCUGUAAAGAUGGCCUCUACAAAGUGGGCUCAGGGUACAGUGGCACUGUGCGGGGCCAUGUGUACAACUCCACAUCAUGUAUCAGGAACCGUAAGGAGAAAAGUUCAUGGCUGGGAUUCGCCCAGGGUUGUUUGCUGUAUCGAGACAUGAACAGUCACAGCAUGGUGGCCAUUAAGAUGAACCCAGAGACUCUGGAGCAGGAGGGCACCAUCACAAUGCCGGGUCUACAAGCAGAUGGUCAGAACAUCAUAUUUACUGAUGGAGAAUAUAUCAACCAGAUAGCAGCCUGCAAAGAUGAUGGCUUUGUGGUGCGGAUCUACGCCACCAGCUCAGACCCGGCCCUACAGCAGGAACUGCAGCUCAAACUGGCCAGGAAGUGUCUUCAUGCCUGUGGCAUCUCCCUCUUUGACCUGGAGAAAGACCUUCAUAUCAUUAGCACAGGGUUUGAUGAGGAAGCAGCCCUGAUUGGAGCUGGCAGAGAGUUUGCUUUGAUGAAAACGGCAUCUGGGAAGAUCUACUAUACUGGAAAGUAUCAGAGCCUCGGUAUCAAGCAGGGCGGCCCGUCGGCUGGGAAGUGGGUGGAGCUGCCAGUAACUAAGUCGCCCAAGAUUGUGCAGUUCUCAGUGGGCCAUGACGGCUCCCACGCCCUGCUGGUGGCGGAGGAUGGGAGCGUCUUCUUCACGGGCUCUGCCAGCAAAGGGGAGGACGGAGAGUCAACAAAGAGCAGGAGACAACCAAAGCCCUACAAACCCAAGAAGAUGAUCAAACUCGAGACCAAGACCGCCAUCUAUACGGCCUGCAACAAUGGCAGUAGCAGCAUUGUCACUAAAGAUGGAGAGCUCUACAUGUUUGGCAAGGAUGCCAUUUACAGCGACAGUACCUGUCAGGUGUCAGAUCUGAAGGGACACUUUGUAACUCAGGUAGCCAUGGGAAAAGCUCACACCUGUGUCCUGACCAAGAGCGGGGAGGUGUGGACAUUUGGAGUGAACAACAAGGGCCAGUGUGGCCGAGACACUGGAGCCAUGAGCCAGGCAGGGAAAGCAUUUGGAGUAGAGAACAUGGCCACCGCGAGACAGUAUAAUGCCUAA
This is a messenger RNA of Sinocyclocheilus anshuiensis, 2633 nucleotides long. Its product is annotated as E3 ubiquitin-protein ligase MYCBP2-like. The coding region runs from base 438 to 2633 and encodes 731 amino acids. The record is from RefSeq and is a predicted model, not a curated record. The transcript has 15 exons. Lineage: Eukaryota; Metazoa; Chordata; Actinopteri; Cypriniformes; Cyprinidae. Gene Ontology annotation, cellular component: plasma membrane; nucleus. Gene Ontology annotation, molecular function: ubiquitin protein ligase activity. Gene Ontology annotation, biological process: regulation of synaptic assembly at neuromuscular junction; axon guidance.